GCUCCAGCCUCCAGACCGCAGCGAUUUCGAGCCGUACACGUGCUGCCAGGAUGGACAAGGCAGCCCAGGAGCUCGCGGACACGGAGGACCGCCUGGCCAGCGAUUUACAAGUGCUGAGCGACGUCUUCGUCGGCCCGCUGCGCGCCUGGGCGCCGCAGGUCAGCGCGGAGUUGCCACGCUUGGAACAGACGCUCGAGCGGCUCUUCGGUCCAUUGGAUGAGGUCUGCGCAUCCUGCGGCGAAUUCGCGGCGGAACUGCGCGAGGCCGGCGCGACGGCGACGUGGGCCGAGUGCUUCGAGCGCCACGAGACGCAGCUUGCCAGAAGUUAUGGAGCGUACGCAUUAGGAUAUGCGCGCGCCUGGCAGGAUUUGGCGGCGAUGCGUUCUUCUUCGGUCGCCCUGGACGCCUUCGCGCGCGCGUGCGAGCUGCAGCCGGCGAAUCAACGGCACUUGACUCUAGCUUCACUGGCCAUCAUGCCCGUGCAGCGGCCGCCGCGCUACGUCUUGCUGUUGGGCGAGCUGGGCAAGCGCCUCGAGAAAGCAAACGCGGAUGCGACGAACGCGUGCCGAGCGUUAGAAUGUGCGAAGCGCGUGGCGAAAGCCGUCGACGAGAACGUCGAAAGGGAGCACGCGCGGCGCGCCUCGACGUCGCGCGCCGCGGCGAAUUUCAAGAAAUGUGCAGAGACCGAGGCCUGGGGCGCGCUGAACGCGGUCCGGGACGGGCCCCUCUUACGCAUCACGAAGCACGGGCCCGUCGACGCGUACGCCGCGCUCUUCGACGACCGGUUGUGCUACGGCGACGCGAACAUGAAGGAUCGGGCCCUUCAGAAAAUGGGCGCGGCGCCGGAGUCCCCUGGUAAAGAGGAGCGCUACGUGCUGCACCGCACGCUGAAACUGGAAAAUGUCUACUGCUGCCGGUCGGCGACGGAGUCGCGGGGCGGCGCCGGCGACGCGCGCGGCCUGGCGCCCUGGGAAUUACUCAUAGUGUCCGCGCAAAAAAGCUUUGUAUUGGGGGCGGAGAGCGCCGAGGCGGCCGCGGCGUGGCGCGACGUGAUUAGCGACGCGGCAUCAAAGCGCCGCGCCGCGCUCGCCGUUAAAGACGCGCCGCCGCGCGCCGUCAAAGCUUUCGUCAAGCGCGGCGCCGAGACGCGGGCGACGGACUUUGAUAUCGUGGGCCUCGCCGGCGAUUUGGUCGCGCGGCCGAGCGGCGCGCGGCGCGACCUUGGUCCGAAGAUCUCGCACACGUCGCACACCCUGGCUCAGACAAAAACGAUGCCGCUGCCGCGGCCCCCUGGGUUGGCUCCGCAAACUUAUGAGGCGGAGCUGCCGCCUCCCUCAUCGCCGCCGCCGCCGCCGCGGCCCCCGCCCCUGCAAUUACCAGAUACAAACGAUGACUUCGUGGUCACGGUGCCCGUCGACCUCCAGCGGGGUUUAGGUUUGGAAUUGCGGAACGGCGCCGGCACGGUGGAGGUCGCGGCGCUCGCGCCGGACUCGGUCUGCUCUCCCCAAGUUCGGCCCGGCGACGUCCUAUUAAGUGUGGGCGACGAAUUUGUACAAACGACCGAGGACGUCGUCGCGAAACUGCGCCAGCGCCGCGCGGACGCGGCCGUGUCGCUGAGGCUGCGGCGGUCGGCGGCGCCCUCCACGAACCCGUUCAUGCCCGGGUCUCCAUUGAUAUCGCCGCCGGUAUCCCAGGAGCCGGACGCGGCGUCGUGCGAGGACCUCAUCCAGAACGUCGUGGCCAUGGGCUUCGGCGAGCACGACGCCAUGAAAGCCGUCGCCGCGGGGCGGCGCAACGUCGACGCGGUCGUGAACUGGAUUUUGGAUAAUGGCGGUCCCGUCGAGGAAGACCCGGACCUGGCCUUCGCGCGGCGGCUCCAGGCGGAACAGCAGUCGCCGCGCGGCAGCAAUCCUUUUGAUUCUGGUCGGCAGCCGCACGUCGCGGGCAAUCCGUUCGCGUAAACUAGUUUUGUGGUAUUCCUAAUUACGCGCUCCGCCCUCACAGGCGUUG
Pelagomonas calceolata is the source of this 2010-nucleotide messenger RNA. Lineage: Eukaryota; Pelagophyceae; Pelagomonadales; Pelagomonadaceae. The record is from the annotation of a GenBank genome assembly.